UUUGUCAAUAUUCAUUCAGUUUGAAUGGCUUCGUUAUAUUGAAAUGAUAAGGUUUCAAACUCAGUGCAACGUGCUUCCUUCUAAUCUUAUCUAUAUGAGUAAGGCGUAAGAUUGAUUGACUCAUUGAUCAGUCAUCAUUGCAUAGUUAUAGUAUAACAUUGUAUUAGGUUAUUUUUCGAUCAUGUCAGAAGGCAGGAUAAACGAAACCAUUGAGUUUUUACCUUUACGUAGAAAUUUUCAAAGCGAUAUAAGUAUAGGCAGAUUUUCAGAACGUAGCCUACAUGGAACUUAUUUAGAUAAUAAAUCUUGUUGGAACACGUGCAACGACUGCAUGGCCAGAGUACCUUAUGCAACUAUUAUAGCGACCAUUAUGUGUUGCUUGGGAGUUGGCAUAUUUUGUGGCACCAUGCACAAAGGGGUUACGAUAUGCUCUUAUAUGAUGAAUCAGGUAUUUCAUAUAAGACUUGGCUGGUUGGAAGCCUUACAAUUGGUUUUUACUAUUAUUGGAGCUAGCAUGGCUGCUUUAGGUUUUAUGAUUUUAUGCGUUGGUUGUUUUGCGACAGGAGCAACCAGACAUAAAGUAUAUAGAGCAUGGCGAUCUAGAGUAGGAGGUCGUAUCUCUUGUGCCGUUUUCAUGACAAUAACAUAUGUAUCGCAAUUGAUUUGGCUUGUAAUAUUCGCAAUUUUAGUUAUAAUCACCCUGCUGUUUACUAUAUUUUGGGGAUUGUGUAGUAAUCCUCGUGUUCAAUCUCUUAAUCAAUGCAUCGAUUUUACUCAAUUUAGUUUCGUAUUCCCAAAUAAUACAAGAGUGGAAGACAUGAAAGUAUGCGGAUCCCAAGUGAAACUCUUUUGUAAAGAUUUUGUACAAAAUGCAGAAGUUAUGUUUAUUUUAGCAACGGUUGCUGCCAUUUUGGCUAUUCUAAGCUUGACGCAUUACCUUAUGUGUUUAUCUGCUAAUUACGCACACAUUCGUGAUCAUGAAAAAUUCCAAGAAUUACAAGAACUUCAAUAUCUUCAAGAUCCUGGUGAUCCAGACUCUCCGCAACCUGGAAUGGGAACUUUGAGCUCUCAUCAUCAUGCUAAAGAUAGAUUCUAGGAUACAGCCCGCGAGAUCUUUGCUAUGAAUCCAUUAUAACGUUGACUGCUUCCAUCGAUAGGAGCUAUGAAAGUUAAGAACUGGAUAUGCUACUGGACCAACAACUUUAUUCUAUUAUUUUUUCAUUGUAUGUACCUAUAACUCAGUAUUCUACUUAUCAACAAUUAGUCGCAGUAGUCUACUGAUUCAGAGGAUCUUGCGGGAAUACUCUAUGCCGUCCAUUUAUCUGCGACUGUCUUGUAAGCAUUUACAUUCCUUUAUGUUAAAGAGUUUCUUUUUUUUUUUUUUUUUUUUAUUCUAUAUACAAAUUUUAAUC
Molecule: messenger RNA, 1412 nt
Organism: Polistes dominula (European paper wasp)
Lineage: Eukaryota; Metazoa; Arthropoda; Insecta; Hymenoptera; Vespidae
Gene: M6
Product: neuronal membrane glycoprotein M6
Biological process (GO): neuron projection development
Cellular component (GO): plasma membrane
Source: RefSeq, a predicted model, not a curated record